GAGACGUUUUUUUUUAAAAAAAAAAUGCAUUUGAAUCCAACAAAAUUGUUUUGUUUGUUAUUUAUAAUAAUUUUUAAUAAUUUUAUCCUGGCUGAAAAGAUUGUUCAAGCAGAUUCUCACGAUUCCUAUAAUUUCGCGAAUUUAAUAAGCAGAUUUUCAAAACUUUCAUAUUUAUCAAAAAGUAUAAUAUUUGCUACAGAAAAAGAUAGCGCAUUUUUAAAUGAAUUUAAGGAAUUUCUUGGUAAAUAUAAUUAUCAUAUAUUGGAGAAUUUACUUUCUAAAAAUGCUUCGGACAAGUGUUUUCGGGACUUCAAACACAUUUUUGAAAGUCUCCCUUAUGGGGGAUGGCCUGUAAAAAUGUUGGACUCUUUCGGAAAGCCUGAGAGUGGGAUUCUGAAAGGAAAUAUUCGUUGGCUAGGAGAAUUUGAUGAAUGCCUCCAAAUCUACGCCCCUCCAAAAAAAGGUGAAGGUGUUGGUGACUUCCAUGGAAAGUAUUGUACUCUUAAGACGACUUUAAAAAUGAUGAAAAGCGAUUUAACUUUAUCUAUGGCUGUUUGUCUGCCAGAUACCUGCGAUUCGUCUGAAAUUAUCCCUGACGUGGCCAGUUAUCUAAAUUUAACUGAUAUACCUCCUGACAUUAGCGAUAAAAUCAGUUCAGUUUUAAACAGUACGACUCUGACAUGUCAUCAGUCUCCAAAGCACUUAUCUGCUGGUGCCAUAUUUGUAAUAUUUUUGAUAUCCAUAUUCAUCCUCCUGGCUGUGACAGGAAGCUCAAUAACUCUCUAUGAAAGAUCAUUUGAAGCAAAUCCCAUGAGUGAUGCUUCGUCUGAAACAAAUUUUGCUGCAAAUCCUUCUGACACCAGUGAUGCGGAAUCACUGUCUCACCAAAAUAUUAAUUCUGUAACCAAUAAAGGAAGCAAUCAUCAUUCCUUACCAGCAUGGCUGGAGAGAAGCAAAGAUUUCUUUACUUGUUUUUGCCUGAUAACCAAUGGCGAAAGGAUAUUUAAUACUGAUAGCGCAGAAGGACAAUUGCCUUGUCUUCAUGGAAUCCGAUUCCUAAGCAUGAGUUGGGUUAUUCUUUGUCAUGCAUAUGCAAUUAUCUUUACAGCCAUACGAAACCCUCUUGAAGCUGGAGAUUUUAUUGACCAUUGGUCAUUUGAAAUCAUUCUUAACGGCUUUUAUUCUGUUGAUGCGUUUUUUCUGCUUAGCGCCUUUUUAGUUGCACAUCUAUUCUUUAAACAAUGUGAAAAAACCAAUGGCAAGAUUCCUUGGCUGUAUUUUUACAUCCACCGAUAUAUAAGGCUUACUCCAGUAUACAUAAUAGUAGUAGCUUUUUAUACAACUUUAAAUAAAUAUCUCGGUACUGGACCCAUAUGGCCUGAUGCCUCGGCUGGUACUGAUCCAAAUUGUGAUGCUUCAUGGUGGAGAAAUCUUCUUUAUAUCACCAACUUCCAGCCUGAUAUUCAAAAAUGCAUGGCUUGGACAUGGUAUUUGGCUAAUGACAUGCAGUUUUAUAUCAUCAGCCCCUUAUUUCUUGUUACUUUAUGGAGGUGGCCAAAAAUCGGAUACUCUGUGAUGGCAUCCUUUUUAUGUGCUACUUACAUAACGAGUUUUGUUAUCUCUUACAAGUAUAAUUUAGUGACUGGAUUAGGAAAUAUUGCGUCAAAUAUUUCUGAUAUAGAUCAGUUUUUUCUUCAAUGGCAUGAGUAUUUCACCAAGUUUUAUGUCAAACCUUACACAAGAUUCGAUCCUUAUUUAAUUGGUAUUGCAUUGGCAUAUUUCUUAUUUAGAAGAAAGCAAAUCAAUGCCGGUAAACUCAGUAGGGUGGCAUUAUCUGUUGGAUGGGCUAUCGCAAGUGGCAUCACCUUCACUGCCAUGUUUGGUCUUUAUCAUCAAAAUCCAUCAACAGUGGCAUCUUCUUUUUACAAUGCUUUGAAUCGUUCUUGUUUUGCUUUUGGUUUAGCGUGGGUCAUUUUCGUAUGCAUCAAUGGGCAAGGGGGUGUGGUUAAUAGUAUCCUUUCAUGGAAGCUUUUAAUUCCACUCAGCCGUCUAACAUUUUGCGCUUACCUGCUUCAUCCAAUUUUAGAACUUGUAUAUUUUUAUUCAGUGACGAGAUUAAUUGAGUUUUCUCAUCUAACGUUGGUCCUACAUUAUCUUGGAUUUCUCAUUUUGUCCUAUGCAGCGGCACUUGUGGCCUCUUUACUGUUUGAAUCUCCAGUGAUAAGAUUGGAAAAAUUAAUCAGAAAUAAGUUUUCAACUUGAAAUAUUGGAUAAUUUUUAUGCAUUAUAUUUUUUAUCAAAUU
Molecule: messenger RNA, 2303 nt
Organism: Argiope bruennichi
Lineage: Eukaryota; Metazoa; Arthropoda; Arachnida; Araneae; Araneidae
Product: nose resistant to fluoxetine protein 6-like
Exons: 15
Coding region: 25-2262 (745 amino acids)
Molecular function (GO): acyltransferase activity, transferring groups other than amino-acyl groups
Source: RefSeq, a predicted model, not a curated record